UUGCGAGACCGCUUGGCUUCUACCAUAGCCAGGUAUGCCGGCGGUGCAGGAAAGGAUGCAGGUGUUCCCUCAAAGACUCCAUCUCUCACGCUGUCUGGCUGGCCAAUGGCUGGCUGUCCCUUAGCACAUGAGUUCACAGCUUUCGUGGCUGAGAAGUCUCCGCAUGGAGCCCUGGGACGAUGGAGCAGUCUGGAUUAUCAAGCCCAUACCAUGCAACCCGAAGUUCUCAUGCACGUCUGCCUGUUGGUCGGUGAGCUAGAUGUUGACGCCACAGACGCCCCAUUUGCGCGGAUAUCGGUGUCACCUGGCCUUCUGGCAAAGCUGCAGACUGUGGAGCAUCCUCGGCCCGCUGAUUCGCCUCUGGAGCCAGCCUCCAUGCCUGACGAGCACGCGGCAACGCCUCCAACCCCCGAUCAGCGCACCGACUCUCUCGAAGAGACGCGAGAGACGCAAGUUGCACAAGCUGGUGAGUGGACAGUUGGCGCCUUUGUGCCAGGCAGCGCCUCGCAACGAACGGUAUUAUCCUUCGGAGGCAGCUCCAAGCCGAAGGCUUCCACAGUUACGACAGGAGGCAUGCUGAAUGCCGAUAGUGGUGAUAGCGUUCCUCAAGCUUUAGGUUUCGAGGCCGCCACGAGAAGCAGAGGGAGCGGAGUGCGUGUCGCACAGGAAGCCAGCAAGGAAGGCCGCGAUGCUCCUAAACUCGUGCGAAGGUCUAUCGACUGGAGUGAUGCCUCUUUUCUCCAACGGCUGGCCUGCCGCCUGGCAGUUGCACACACUUUUUGCAAAGCCUUGAAACCUGAGCCGAGUCAAGCGGUUGGGCAAGUUCCACACAACCUGUCUUGGGAUGUCUUGGGCAUGACGUAG
Symbiodinium necroappetens is the source of this 864-nucleotide messenger RNA. NCBI's taxonomy places the organism in Eukaryota, Dinophyceae, Suessiales, Symbiodiniaceae. The record is from the annotation of a GenBank genome assembly.